Lampris incognitus (smalleye Pacific opah) is the source of this 3763-nucleotide messenger RNA. RefSeq names its product Kruppel like factor 3 (basic) (gene klf3). Gene Ontology annotation, molecular function: DNA-binding transcription factor activity, RNA polymerase II-specific; RNA polymerase II cis-regulatory region sequence-specific DNA binding. Lineage: Eukaryota; Metazoa; Chordata; Actinopteri; Lampriformes; Lampridae. The transcript has 5 exons. Gene Ontology annotation, biological process: regulation of transcription by RNA polymerase II. The coding region runs from base 207 to 1394 and encodes 395 amino acids. The record is from RefSeq and is a predicted model, not a curated record.
CGUAAAAGACAUCUGACAUAGUUUGCAAUCGGAAGGGGAAAAAUGCGGACUAUUUUAUCGCCGGCCAUCGCCGACGGAGGCCCGGAUGAAAGAAGUUCAGCCGGCUCCGCCAUCGCGCGUGUGUUUAGACGCGAUUAUGAGCGUCACGAGCGUGUCAACUGACGGCCGGUCGUCUGUUCCUCUGCAGGAGCCGGGCCCAUGCAGCCAUGCUGAUGUAUGAUUACCCAAUGAAGACAGAAAUGGAGACGUCACUCUACCCAUCACUGGUGAAAACCCCAGAGGCUUACGGAGUGAUCUUCUCUCAUCUGGCCAGCACGACCCACCUCUACCACCCUGGACACACUCACGCCUUCGCCCAGUCUCAGACGCACUCGCACUCCCACUCCCACUCCCACACCCCCAGCACCCUCUCCCACACCCAGCUGGAGCCCGUGGACCUGUCGCUCAGCAAGCGCUCCUCUUCCUCCUCCUCCUCCCCCUCCUCUUCCUCCUCCACUCCUUCCUCCUCCUCCCCUCCGUGCUCCUCCGCCUCCUACCCCGCGUCCCCGCGCAGCUCUCCCCCUUCCCCCUACAGCUCGGGGAGCCGCACGUCGCCCAGCUGCUCCCCAGCCCAAGCCCAGCGGCGCUCCUCCCCCUCUCUCAACCUCCCGCCCCAUUCCGCACUCUCCUAUCCCACUGUGCUGGCUCCUCUGAUUAGUCCGGGCUCUGGGGUCCUCCCAGGGUCGGGGGUCAUGCUGUCUCCGGUCAUGCUGCAGCCCCUUCCUGUCCUCUACCCGUCCCCCCUCCACUUGCACCAGCCGAUCAUGGUCAGCCCUGCCGUUUCCAAUGACGACGUUCACCAUCAUCACCAUCAUCACCACCCGCGGCACGGAGUGAGGGAACACAAGUCAGCUCCCUGUGCAAAGCCCCCGGAGCUCCACGGCGAGGCCCACGACCUGAACAAGCCUGUCAAAACGGAGCCGCGCUCGGAGCACGCCCACGACUCCUACGGCAGCCGCGAGAUGACGUCACCGUCGGUCAUCAGCAUAGCGCACGCCUACGGCGAGGGCAACAACCCAUCGGUAAUCGUUCACUCAGGCACUAAGCAUCCUCUCCCCAUCGAAUCUCCGGAUUCGCUGAAGAAGAGACGAAUCCACCGCUGCGAUUUCGGGGGCUGCAAUAAAGUGUACACCAAAAGCUCCCACCUGAAAGCGCACCGCAGGACACACACAGGUGAAAAACCCUACAAGUGCAUGUGGGAAGGCUGCACAUGGAAGUUCGCCCGCUCAGACGAAUUGACGAGACACUUCCGCAAGCACACGGGUGUCAAACCGUUCCAGUGUCCCGACUGUGAACGCAGCUUCUCCCGUUCCGACCACUUGGCUCUGCACAAGAAGCGCCACCUUCUCGUGUGAACCACUCGCACACAGGACUGUGAACGCCUCUGAGAGCGAGCAGCGCAGCCUGGUAGCAGCUUAACGCCAUCGACAUAAUCGGACUCGUGCCGCUACCGGUUGUAGGGGUUUAAGAUCUGGCCUCGACCGUGAGGCUCGGAUGGGGGUGGAGAAUGUUCCUCAGGGUGCAAGUUAAGACCCUAUCACCUUAUACGCCUAACUGGGAGCUGGAGUCCACUCGUCUAAUCACCAAGCCACCCCUCUAUCCACUCAUCCAUUAAAACUUUGUGCUUUCUUCCUUCUGUUCAAAUAGUUGCGACCCCCCCCCCCCUCCCCUCCUUACUCCUCAGAAGCUUUAACAUCAGUUCACCCUACCGUUAUGAUAGGAAUGGAGGCCUCAAACGUGACCUCGAGCCAGUUUUAAGGAAGGGGCGGCAGCAUCUCAGCUGGACUGAGAACAGCAGUCUGUUCAGCCAAGAGGAAACACCGACCGAUACACACAGCCAUGCUCGAGCUUUACUUUCGUAAAUAAGCGCUCUUUCUUUUUCUCUUUCCUUGCAGGCUAACGCACGCAAGGUUUCGCAAUUUCUAUAAAAAAGGAUCGUGUACUUUAAACGAACAGAAAAAUAAAGAAGAGAAAACACACACACACACACACACGCAGCCUCUUGUGCACACUCACACACAAAACUAUCUCCCGCACACACAAUCGCAGUCUCUCGCACAAAUAUUCUCUCUGCUUCACACACACACACACACACAACUCUUAACACUUUCAACCACUUGCAAGGCCAAUAUAAUGUGAAAGCUGUUUUCCCCCACAGGGGAAGUCUUCAGAAUGUACUUGUCAUAUCGUACCUACUGUGUCAUAUAAAAUCCACCUUGCUCUCAUCAGUACCGCUUCUGCUCUAGCUAGCUAGCUCAUCCUCAUGUACAGCCUCACACGUAGCCAGGCAAGGCCUUAUCUACUAUAUAGCCAUAUAUUUAUGUACUAUAGCCACUUAGCCAUAUAGCACCACACACCUCAUCUGCCUCUACAAGCUUGUACCAUGAAGUGACUUAACAGACAGCUAGCUAUUACUCGCUUUCUCAUUCUCUCGGUCCCUCUUACACACACACACACACACUUUAUUAUGAAUACUCAUUUACACAAAAGAUGCACAAGAAAAUAUGCACUUACUGAAAGCAGCUAAGGCCUGUGUGGUUUUGGUAUUUGGGUCAAAAGAGGACUAUUGGUCUCAUCCAUUCUCAAAGUGAAGUGUUCUUCUCUUUGUACUUAGAAAUGUGAACGAUUUACUUGCUUAAACGGGCAUUAUUGUACAGCGAGGAAAGACACCGGUUGCUUGGUUUAAGGGUAGAAGCAAUGAAAUGUAUGCCAUAAAAAAAAAUUUUUUUUCUUGUAUCAAGCGUAUGUAUCUGUGAUAUGAACUUUUGGUUUGUGCUGUGACACAGUGAUAUUCUGUGCUUUUUUUUUGUUUUUUUUGACACUUUUUAUACGGGGCAAAAGAAAAAAAAAUUGUACUAAUUGCAAAAGCGGAGAGAGUUGCUCGUGAUUUUCGUCGUCAGGAACAGGUUAAGGGUUUUUGUUUUUUUUGUUUUUUUUUCCGAGAUGCUGUUGCACGCAUCCAAUUGUCGAAUGAAAAUUGUCACCUAAUUAAGCAAUCAAUAUUUAAAAUUGUUGUGUUGAUUAUGUACUCUAAAGGCCUUCACGUAGUGGACACCUUCUGAGGAGGGCAUACUUUAUUGUGCUUCCGUGCUAGCGGUUAACGAUCAAGCAAGCAAGAGAAUGUGGCACUCAUUUUGGAACAAAUGGUUUUUAUAUAUAUAUAUAUAUGUGUAUAUAUAUAUAUACUUCUGAUGGGCAAAAUAAUUUUGUACAUAGCGUCUUUGUACAUGUCCGCAGGAAAAUGUGCACUUUAUAUCGUAAAGAAAAGCCUUCCCAAAGCCAAAAAAAAAAUGAAUUAGUUACAUCGACUUUACUCUAUUGACAAUUCCAUCGAUUUGAUUUUGAUUAUUAAACAUCCGUGUGCUCACUUGUUUCACUUACUUCUCACAUGAUGCCAAGAAAGGGAGUGGACCUUUGCUUAUUUCUUUUCCUCCACCGCCCCCCCUCUCUCUCGCUCUUGCUCUUGCCCUUUCUCUCUCUCUCCCUUUCUCCCCCUCCCCCUCCCUCUCGCUCAUUUGCUCUCUCUUGCUCCCUCUUCCUCUCCCUUUCUCCCCCUCCCUCUGCCUCUCGCUCAUUUUCUCUCUCUUGCUCCCUCUUCCUCUCUCUCUCCCUCUCCUUUGCCCUCUCUCUCCCUCUCCCCCUCCCUCUCGCUCAUCUGCUCUCUCUCUCGCUCUCUCUCCCUCUCCCUUUCUCCCCCUCCCUCUCCCUCUCGCUCAUUUGCUCU